AUGAUGACUCGUCCGACCGGAUAUCAAAUGGCCCUAGUCCGCAUCAGGAUACGAUUCCAAGUUUUCUCCCUCCGUGCACGACACGUGGCGGACAACGGGGUGUGCAUGCGCAUGGCUGUGCUACCCUCCCCACCCCUCCCCCCACCCCUCCUCCACACUUCCAUCAUCCGCUCCAUCUGUACGUCCAAAACACCCAGCUCUGCUAGUUACCGUUUCGUCCUGAGACGGCGUGCUACAACCAACAAGCCAUUCACAUUGGUGAGAUGGACACCAGCUGUGCUGCGUGCCUGCACCUAG
Messenger RNA from Mesocestoides corti, 297 nucleotides. The record is from the annotation of a GenBank genome assembly. NCBI's taxonomy places the organism in Eukaryota, Metazoa, Platyhelminthes, Cestoda, Cyclophyllidea, Mesocestoididae.